Messenger RNA from Cryphonectria parasitica EP155, 1481 nucleotides. RefSeq lists its product as uncharacterized. Bases 1 to 1413 code for a protein of 470 amino acids. The transcript is spliced from 3 exons. The record is from RefSeq and is a predicted model, not a curated record. NCBI's taxonomy places the organism in Eukaryota, Fungi, Ascomycota, Sordariomycetes, Diaporthales, Cryphonectriaceae.
AUGUCUAGUCGCUACGACACUCCUACCCCGCGCAAGGGCCCCCGCUUCGUCUGGACCCCGGAAUUUGAGGAAACCUUCUUCAGGUCGCUCUGUGAGAGCGUCAAGAUGGGCCUCAAGGACACACACAGCUUCAAGUCGGAGGCCUGGGACCGAGCCUGCGCCGCCCUCGCCGAGCGCCAUGGUGCAUAUCCCAACAAGGGCCAUCUGAUCAACAAGAGCGACAAUGCACGCAAGAAGUUUAGGCUCUGGAGAGGCCUGCGCGAAGAUCCAGAGUUUCUCUACAACCCAAAGACAAGGACGGUGACGGCCAGUGAUGCCGCUUGGAGGGCGCACAUUGAGAGGGAACCACUUUCCAAGUCCCUGCGCAACCGUGCCUUUGAGCACGAGGCAUACUUGGAGAUCCUCUUCCCCGAUGUUGUUGGCUCCGGUGGCGCUCCAAAGCGAGUUCUCAAGACGAAGCGCAAGGGUCAACCCGACUCCCUACCCGAUGCCGAUGAUCUCGAUGCCGCUGGGAACAAUGUCAUGAAUCUUCUCACUCCGAACUCCUCGAAUCAGACCAUGUACCGGCCUGUUUCGCAGACGCCAAUUCUUCCCCCGACCGUGCCUUCCAACGGCACCCUUCGCCCUGCAGCCCCAAUGGCCGUCCAAACCCGCGCCGCCAACACUUCAAGCAGCGCUCUGACGCCCCCCGACGAAGAGGCGCCUCAGACAACCCACUCGCGCAAACGCUUUCCCCCCCACAACAACAACAACAAUAACAAUUAUAUCGACCUGACGCACUCAGCUCAGAUGAUGAAGAUGGACAACCAUGACCCGCACAUGGAUAACCCAGACCAACACGACGGCAGCCACGCCGUCUCGAACAACAGCGGCAACCACGCGAACCAGCAAUCCUCCAACAAUAACAACACGGCCGGUUCAAGCCCCAACUCCCGCCCACACCUCCAAGAAGCCAUGGCCGCGUUCGGUGAGUACCUACGAAACCACCGCAACGCGGCACCCGCGCCCCGCUGGCAGGAGAUGGCAAUGGAGACCUUCUUCCGCGACUUUGCGGACGAAGACCCGGACCUACAGAUUCGGAUCGGCGAGAAGGUGCUCUGCGACCCCAACAAGGCCAUGAUGUUCUGCAUGAUGCCCGAGCACAUGCGCAAGCACUGGGUCAAGCGGCUUAGGGAGCUGCACAACCGGCACGACUUCUCGUCGCUGAGCGUCGGCGGUGGCGGCGGCGGCGGCGGCGGCUCCGGCAGCCAGUCGGGCAGCAUGAAUCCGCCCAGCAUGGGCAAUGCUGUCGGUCCUGGCUUGAACGGCAACAACGGCCUGAUGAAUGGUGGUGGCAUGGGCCCCGGCAUCAUGACGCUGGGUUCCGUUGCUGGUGUUAAUGGCAUGGGCCGGAACGGCAGCCAGGUUGGGUGACGGGGCUCACAUUCCCCGCCUUUCUAAGUCCACUGUCCACUGCUAUUAUUGCCACUGCUGUCAUGGUU